Messenger RNA from Penicillium oxalicum, 3030 nucleotides. Its product is annotated as tubulin gamma complex associated family protein. Gene Ontology annotation, cellular component: mitotic spindle pole body; centrosome; gamma-tubulin small complex. Bases 1 to 3030 code for a protein of 1009 amino acids. The record is from RefSeq and is a predicted model, not a curated record. Gene Ontology annotation, biological process: cytoplasmic microtubule organization; mitotic cell cycle; meiotic cell cycle. Gene Ontology annotation, molecular function: microtubule minus-end binding; gamma-tubulin binding. The transcript has 2 exons. NCBI's taxonomy places the organism in Eukaryota, Fungi, Ascomycota, Eurotiomycetes, Eurotiales, Aspergillaceae.
AUGUCGACGUCGAACCGCCCGAAUUCACGCCCGCGCCGCAUCGACGAUGCCCUCUCCCAACUCGUCGACUCGCUGCUCCCCGAGAUUCCAAUCACCUCGCUGCCCCAAGAACACGGAUACCCAAAUGAAGGAUUAGCCAUCGCGGCCGCUGAGGAAAAGCGUCAUCGGGCCUAUCUGGAACGCGCCUGGCAAAUACUGGAAUCGAACCCGAACGGCGCAGCAGACCCAAGCUCGCUGAGCGGCCGUCGCGGUAGCAUUGCUGUUGACGACGUGAAUCACGCACCAGAUUUGAUAAAGCGCAAGCUGAGACGUGAAAAUGCUAGCCCCGAGAAGAUCGUACGUUUUUCAAAUCUUUACACACGUCUUCUUACGCAGCCCGUGCUCUCGCAAAAAUGGGGGAUCUUGUUCUUGCUCUACAAGCUCGGCGAGGCGGACGAGGAUCGGCCGGCUGAGUCCAGCCGUAGCCCAUUGUUAGACGAUGGAAAAAUGCAAAACAUGAUGGGUCGAGGGCUGGAACGUUCACAGCGCGAUACGGUCGUGGAUUCGGAGGAUGAUGAGGAGGGGCCAGCUGUCGGUUCGUCCGCAUCACAAAUACCGCGCGCAUCCCGUGAGACUCAACCGCCGCAGCGUCCACGGUCUCUUCGAAUGGAUUUGGAACGCUCCGUUGAGCGAGCAAGUGCUGGUCAGGCGAGCCAGUAUGAAACUGGAGACGAGGGCGAAGGCGCGAUAUCACCGACAGAGACGCCAGUCAAUGCCAAUCGACCGAAUGAAGUGACCGAACAAGGGCUUCUGCGAGAUUUACCUUUCAACUUGCAGGGGCUGUCAUCGACAAAUGUUCAAUUUCAAUCGCACUCUGUCUUGAAGUUACCGUCUAACCUGCCAGCUCCGCUAGUCUCGCUUUUGAACGCUUUGGCUGAGCCGUGCCUGCUUUAUAGGGAAUUAGCAGGAUUUGUAGAAGCCUCGGACGGUGGCCUUGUCAAUCAAAGUCUCAGGGCCGCUAUUGCAAAUGAAUUGCGUUCCUACUUAGGCUUGGUCGCCACGCUGGAGGCGGAGAUUCGACAGGCAUUGACUGCGCUCAGCAAUGCAACAGUGACACCACCACGAAAGGGGCUCGUGACAUUGAAAAGAUGUGUUGUGUGGACACGGGAUGCAACAAUGGCGCUGAGACUAAUGAGUUUGAUUGUGGAGGAAGCUCGAGAUAAGAAGGGAGGCCAGUUGAUUUCUCUCAUUCACGGCUUUUCAACGUCUCAUGGAGACCCUUUUGUCUGCGCUUUCGCCGAGAAGCUUCUGGUGCACGUCACUCGGCCUUUCUACGAUAUGCUCCGGUUGUGGAUUUAUGAUGGCGAAUUAUCCGACCCAUACAGGGAGUUCUUUGUGGCUGAAUCGGAUCUGCGAGCCACCAUUGAUCCCAGACGUACAGCGACCAGCGUUUGGGAGGACAAAUACAAGCUGAAUGACGAUCUGAUCCCCUCCAUCAUCACGCAAGAAUUUGCCAAAAAGGUCUUCCUUAUUGGAAAGUCCCUCAACUUCAUCCGCUACGGUUGUGGAGACUCCGAGUGGGUAGAGGCCUAUUCUAAGCAAGCAUCCAAGGAAUUGAGCUACGGAGACACAGCCACUCUGGAGACUUCCAUCGACGAGGCAUAUAAAACUACCAUGGCACGUUUGAUCCACCUGAUGGACGACAAGUUCAAGCUUUACGAUCAUCUGCGGGCUCUCAAAAAAUAUCUCUUAUUGGGACAAGGUGACUUCAUCGCUCUUCUCAUGGAGUCGCUCGCAUCCAAUUUGGACCGCCCUGCAAACUCGCAGUACCGCCACACGCUCACGGCACAGCUCGAGCACGCAAUUCGGGCUUCCAACGCGCAAUUUGACUCGCCCGACGUGCUUCGUCGGCUGGAUGCGCGUAUGCUUGAGCUAAGCCAUGGUGAAAUUGGCUGGGACUGCUUCACUCUGGAAUACAAAAUCGAUGCCCCUGUGGAUGUGGUCAUCACGCCAUGGGGCUCAACACAAUACCUCAAGGUGUUCAACUUUCUCUGGCGUGUCAAGCGUGUUGAAUUUGCCCUCAACAGUACCUGGCGUCGCUGCAUGACUGGUGCACGAGGAGUACUAGGUAGCGUCGAUGACAAAGUUGGACCCGACUGGAAACGUGCGCGCUGCGUCAUCGCCGAGAUGAUUCAUUUUGUGUGUCAGCUGCAAUACUAUAUUCUCUUCGAGGUGAUUGAAUCCAGUUGGGAUCAGCUACAAGCUGAAGUCUCAAAACCGGGAUGCACACUUGACGACCUCAUCGAAGCUCACACCAAGUAUCUGAACUCGGUUACCCACAAGGGCUUGCUAGGCUCCGCAUCAUCUUCGAGACAUGGUGCCUCCACUUCUGCCUCGAAACAACCUGAAGAAAGCUUCCUGAGUCAGCUUCACCAUAUCCUCAAGAUCAUGCUCUCGUACAAGGACGCUGUGGACGGACUCUACUCUUUCUCGGUCGCGGAGUUUACCCGUCGUCAGGAACUGAGUGCCAAAAUCGAAACCCGCACGGCGCAGGGUCGCUGGGGGUUAACCGAUCGGGAUAUGCUCGCUCGUCCAACGAACAGCCGGACUGGCGUCUCCAUGGAAUCAACACCCGACAUGCGGCCCACAAGCGUUGGACCCGAGGGACUCGACACGCCUUAUUCAUUGUCAGCCCAAGAUCUCGCCGCUGAUGACAACAUGCUUGUCUCGCUGAGAGUACGGCUGCGCGAUCUGUCCGCAGAGUUCAAAUCACGUCUGACCACCUUACUCAGUGACCUAUCAUAUCAGCCGGAUGUGGAUAUGCGCUUCCUUGCGGUUGUGAUGAACUUCAAUGACGUUUACAAGACCACGAGAAGGAGACCUAGACCAACCCAGGGCACUCGGGACAGGGACAAGGAUAGAGAGCGCGAGCGCGCAAAGCGUAAGGCCGCCGCAAAUAAUGCAGCAAUGAAUUCCGGCACCAACUCGGGCACAGAGUCGCAUGUGUCGAGGGAGAUGCGGCGAGAGCGAAGCGCCGGUGGUCCUCAGUGA